GCCUGCAAAAUUUGGGCUACCGAUAUCCAUGCUGAAAAUUUCAUACUUGUACCAAAAAUACAGUGUGGAAUCAAGCUGCAAUCAAAAAUGAAAAAAAGAUAGCCAAAUAUGGUGUAGUGCUGGCAGAACUCCCUCCGUUAGUAUUGACAGAAAUCAGCGACUUCAUCGAAAACCCCCCGACGGAAAACCAAUUUGAAAAACUUAAAGCCCUCCUUAUACAACGCACCAGUUUGUCAGAUGAGAAAAAUAUUCAACAAUUACUCACGGGCUGUGAUCUAGGCCCACGUAAACCAUCCCAGCUCCUCAGGUACAUGCGCCAGUUAAUCGGACACCAUAAAGUAGACGAGGUAGUGCUGAAACAGAUGUGGUUGCAUCGUUUACCUUAAAAUGUCCAGCAAAUUUUAAUCAUCUCAGGAAAGUCGUAUGACUUAGACCCACUAAAUGACAUGGCAGAUAGUAUUAUGGAUGUUCUAUCUGAUAACACCAUAGGUCACAAAGCAUCUGAUAGUGCAGACUUAGCGGCAAGGAUUGACAAGUUGGAAACUAAUAGGUCUGAUCGACGAGUCCGGAGACGGAGUUCACAAGCAAGGUCACCAUCACGACACCGAUCUCUCUCACGACAGCGUUCCCACACGUCUUCUCGGGACAGAAAUAUAUGUCGGUAUCACAAGAAGUUUGGACGUCAUGCCCUGAAAUGUGUAAAACUAUGCAUCUUUAAAGAAGCUAAUCAGGCUCAGGGAAACGUCUCAGCCAGGCAGUGAUGGCGACAGCUGUUACUGGCAAGCAAACAAGUCACCUUUUCUAUGUGAAGGACAAAACUUCAGACACUAUUCCUGGAGCAGAAGUUAGCGUGAUCCCCUCUUCACUAUCCAGGCGAUCUACACGGACAUCAGGAAAACUGUCCCUCGGGUCAGCCAACCACAAAAGCAUACAGACGUAUGGGGAACAAUCUCUUAUGGUGGAACUAGGUUUACAUCGACGUUUUACAUGGAAUUUCAUAGUAGCCGACAUCGGUCAUGCCAUACUCGGGGCUGAUUUCUUAAGUAAUUUCAAUCUGUCAGUUGAUGUCAACAAUAAAAAACUGAUUGAUAACAACACCCAACUAAAGAUCCAUGGAAUUAUCUCCGAUUAUUCUGUCUAUAAUAUCAACAUCGAAAGACCAGCGGAUUACAUUUUUUCCGCCCUACUCCAUCGUUUCCCUAAAAUACUUAAACCGUCGUGUAACAUCGAGGACGUCCCUCAUACAGUCACUCACAAGGUUGUUACCACGGGUCAACCGGUUCUUGCUCGUCCUCGUAGAUUACCCCCGGACAAAAUAGCAGCCGCUAAGGCAGAAUUCAAGCACAUGAUGCAGCUCGGCAUCAUUAGACCCUCCAAUAGUCCUUGGUCUUCACCCUUACACAUGGUGCCCAAAGCUGAUCAUGAUUGGAUGCCAUGUGGGGAUUAUCGACAUUUAAACAAUGUCACAGUUCCGGACCGUUACCCGAUUCCCCACCUUCAUGAUUUCUCCCUGACAUUACACGGAAAAACCAUUUUUUCUAAAGUAGACUUGAUCAGCGCCUAUCACCAAAUACCAGUUGCCACAGAAGAUAUCGAAAAAACGGCCAUCAUCACACCUUUCGGUUUGUUCGAAUCUCUGCGCGUGCCAUUUGGUCUAAAGAACGCCUCACAAUCCUUCCAACGCUUCAUGGAUCAGGUCACACAAGGUUUGGACUUUGUAUUUGUAUACAUUGGUGACGUUUUAAUUGCUAGCUCAUCGCCUGAAGAACAAAGUGAUCAGCUCACCAUCUAAUUUCAGCGAUUUGACCAAUAUGGAUUUGUCAUUAACCCCAAAA
This is a messenger RNA of Trichobilharzia regenti, 1835 nucleotides long. The record is from the annotation of a GenBank genome assembly. Lineage: Eukaryota; Metazoa; Platyhelminthes; Trematoda; Strigeidida; Schistosomatidae.